CUUAUUCCCCAAGAGCACAGGAGACGUUCUUUCAGUGACUCCACCUCUUUGAAAUCUACAACUUUCUUUACUGCUGAGCAGUUGAGGAAAACUAGGAGUUACACAACACUUCCUCAUAUGGACAGACAGUCUAGGAGGCAGCAUGAAAGCAAUGUUGGCUUACCUUCUCUUCACAGAGCGUUUUGUUUUAGGCUAAUGCCUCACAUAUCACGGGGUGCAUUUCCGGACUUUAAUUACCCUACGAUUUCCGUGUUAUCGAUUUCCUCGCAGUUGGAUAACUACUCAGUCAACUUAACAUCUGAGGUUAGCAGCGAGUGUGAGGAAUCAGAUAGUGAAAAGAACGCCUUAGUGGAAGAAAGCGUGCUUCAUUCAUGGCACAGACCAUCAUGUCGACCAAGGUCCCUCUCUGAACCUGUUUCUUGUAAAGCAGAACCUUCAUCCAGAACUUGGAGUCUACCUGAUAUAGAAGAGAAAAAUAGGUUUAUAAGACAAUAUGAGACAAUGUACAGGGUAAAGGCUUCACCAUCGAGACUUCAAUUUCCGGAACAGACUUUAGAAAAACUCAAAGAAGAGACAGCUAUGUCCUCUCAGGGGCAGGCUACGCAGUUAACGGUAAUUCCUUCACCGUUGAUUAUGGAAAUAGGGGAUGAAUACGAAGAAAACUGUGGAAAUUUGAAACAGGUAUUUCCUACUCAGGAAGUCCCAAAGUGUGUUGAAGAGGUAACUGGACACUGGAUAAAUCGUCAACCAACACUAGAAGUGAACAGCUACCAGGACUUGGAGGUGAGAACAGUAACUAAUUCAUAUUCGCAUAAAAGCCACCUUAUGCCUUUUGAUGGAUAAGUUAUGGGUGAAAAAUUUUGCAUAAGGCAUAGGGUGGGCUGAUAGAGAAAAUUUGCCAGCGCCGCUGAAGGGGAGGAGGGUGGGGAAACUUGCUUGCCCGUUGUAGAGUAGACUUGCGAGAAGACGGCGAAUUUGUUUGCUAGGGCGUAUAAAAGGCCUAGGGAAUUUCCCUGGGGACCGUAAAGGACCAGUAGACUGCUUCCCGAGGGAGCACGCAGUAAUCUAGUUGAUUAAAUCGUCACGCGGCGGCUUUUAUACGAAUUAGAAUAGUGAAAGAAAUCAUGUCAUCAGCAGAUCAACCUAGUCUUUUAAACACACUUAUAUGGACCGGGUCCAUAGACACUUUUUUAAAGAAGGAGUCGAAAGGAAAAAUGAACAAUAAACAGUACGGCCGGAUUCAACCUAUAGAAAUAGAGCAGACAUAAGGUUUGGAGGUGUUGCUCAUUUAUUUACCCCUAUGUACACAAUAUGCUUACAUCCAGGCUCUGUGAUUCUAAUGAUGGUAAGAUAUUUGCUCAGCUCUGUGGAAAUUAAUUAUUUUUGCUGUUUCCUUUUUUCCCUACGCAGUUAAAUUGACUUUCGUUCUGGUUAGUGCCCCCUCCCCUUUCUAUGUUACCCUAGAAAAUUAAGCUGCAGCAUGAAGAUUUCUCCGUGCAUGGCAAUGGAUAAAAAAAACAGGACUCGAAAUGAUUUUCGACAGUGGCUGACCGGCCAAACAGAUGUUUGCUCAUGCUCAGUCAUCGCUCUUUUGGAAUUCUGACCGGUCAAGAUAUCAGCACAGACAGACCACCCUCUGUUCGUGUGGCCAUUGUUGUUAUUGAAAACUGAGCAUCCGUCUUAUGUAGUUAGUAGAAGAACUACAGGUGAACAUACCCUGAGUACCAAAGGUUUUUUCUCCCUUACGAUGAGGAGCUUUGUCGGCUUUUUCGCGCGGGUCACUUUAAAAGGCUUUACCGAAACCGGAAACCGCACAUGAAAAGCCUCUGGCACCCAGAGGGUAAGACGAACAUUACUCCAAAAUACAGAUUUGAUUCAAAAUGUUCAAGCGAAGCUCAAGUGAAAUGUUAACUUAGUCCUCUGUCAUAUUUUUUCGCGGUUCCGAGCUGUUAAAAGCGUUAUUUUGCGAGAUGAUUAUUUGACUGAGGUUUUGUGGCUAUAUGCCCGGCAAGCCGGGAAUGAUCUAACCUCUCACGCAGACAUUUUUAGCUCUGCGUGGGAGGCUAGGAAUGGUCUAAAUGCCACCGCCGUAGCCAGUAUGAGGCGAACCGAGGCACUCGCCUCGGUAAAAUUUUAUCAAAUACUGUCGAUUUUUAUUUUUUUUAUCAGACUGAUAAUAUUAGAAGAUUUCAUACGGCUGAUUUCGUACAACGGACCGUGUGUUCGCCUCGGUUGUAGUUUCUUCCUGGCUUCGGCCCUGAAUGCCCGGCAGUAAGAAAAGUUUGGGGUUUAAUUUUGCUAAUCGUUUGAAAUUAUAAAUUAUUCUAUCUUCAUUUAGAAUUACCAAGCGAUCAGGAAAAACAGGAAUGGCUUCGUAGUUGAGCGGUUGUGGUUCCUUGGGCAUAGAGUAGAAUCGACGCACCUUUUCGCAGCCUGUGCCCGAUAUCGUGUUCGAAUCCCGCAGAGUCGCAAAGACAUAUGUCGGCGUUUUUGAUUGGCUAGUUUCUUACGCAGUUUGUGAUUAGUCCGAUUUAAGAUAAAGUGUCGACAGGCAAAACAUGACUCAAUGAGCUGGUGAUUGUGUGAAACGUCACCUUAGAGUCAGCGUUAACAACAGAUGUUUUUCUUGCUUUUUCUCUAAUGGCGUAGAUUACGCAGUGCAUGGAGUACUCUAAACUUUGACGGAGUAAACCUUAUUUUUGUCUCACAUUUAGCGGACAUUAAGCUUGUAUGUUCCAUGCAUAUUGAAUAAUUAAUACUUCCUGUAGUUUAUGUUUCUCCAGAUGUUUUCUGACAAGAUUUUAUCACAGAUGCAGUUUACCAUUUAAAGAUGGUUUUCUUUUACCUCUGUUGAAGGAAAAGUAUCCCGUUACUGCGCAUGUACCAAUAUUUGAUUUUCUGACAUGAUGUUGCGAAUUCAAAACAUGCGAGGAGAGCAAGAGAGAACCUCGAAAAAUCCGUUUGCAUCGCGCUUGGCCGAGUUCGAUACUUCACUAAAACCUUUCAGAAUUACAGAUCAAUGAUUCCCCUUAAGUUUCCAUUGGGGCGAAAUCUGGAUUUUAUAACGUUACUUUCAUUGCCGUUGGCCAAAGGACCAAGAGGAGGGAAACGCUCUAAUGAACGUUGAACGCUUAUUUUUCCCGCCAGCUGACCAUACAGCUCAGAUAAUCGUGAAAGGAGUACGCAGAAAUAAAAUAGCAGCAAUUAAGACUACUAAGAAAGAAACCAUUGAGACAUGUAUGGAUGCGAUUGAGGAGAGUCUUGUGGAGUUAAGCUUUGUGAAGCACAAUGUUUUGCAACUACGUGCCAGUAACUUUUAAAUAAACCUCCCUACGGCCGACAAAAUCAAACGAACAGGGACUACAUGUUUAGAGAAACGAGGGCAAUGAAAUCAUAAUAUAAUGUUUGACUAACCUCUCCGAUGCUUCAUCGCGUUGAGUUUGCAUUUUUAUUCAUACCUUUCGAACUUUUGAGGCUAGAGCGCGAGAAAAUAUUACUGGACUUGGACUUGCCACAAAUUGACUUCCAAAACGAGUUUCACAGUAGAAAACCCGAACGGAAAGAGCUUUUCGGGCGAGCUGCGACAAAAUCACGAUAAGUCUUCUUGCCGCGAGACAAAUCUUAAAUCGAAAGGAAGACUUCUUUGAAAGUUUAAAAUAGUACUUAGGAUAUUACUGUAAAUUCAAACGCUCCUUCCCAACUCUCUUCUAUGAAUUUUGACAUGUAACUGCGCCCAACCGUCACAUUCACCUAAAAAUUGGGCCAAUCGUAAGGCGCAUAAGAAACCCGCCUAGGUAAUUUAGUGCAGAAAAGAGUAACAAACGUGACAUUCUGAUUGGCUAAUAAACAAAGGAACUCACUGAGAGCCAAUCAAAUGCGCCAUCUAAAUGGCGCAAAAUUUGGAUCUGCUCCGGACCAGUUUCGAGCAAAAACCGCAAUGGUUAGCGUUUGCAGCACAUUUGCUUUCGCAACCGAAACAACUGUGGAUGAGCUGAAAAACUACUCUAAAAACGAAAAAACUGCGGAAAGCACUGGUUUUUGGCACUCUGUUUGGAACAAUUGGUGCGUAGAUAAGGAAAUUACUGAUGAAAUAGAAAAUUAUGAGCCGACUGAGCUUAACACUUUGCUCGAGCAUUUCUACGACGAAGUAAACAAUAAAAAAGGUGAAGAUUAUGAACCAGAAAGCCUGAAAGUAAUGAUGGCAUCGCUUGAUCGACACAAAAAACAAAGGCUGCACCCUGUCCAUUGUAUGUGACCGCGAAUUUAGUUCGUCCAAAGAGGUGUUGGAGAACAAAGCGAAACAGCUUCUCUUGGCUGGCCGUGCAUGGUAAGCGCCCAAACAAAGCUCGGCAAGUGUCAAAGGAGGAAGAAGAAAUUCUCUGGAAGAGCGGAAAACUCGGAGGUAAUAACCCAGAAUCUUUAAUUCAAACAGAUUGAACAAUUCCAUGAACUGCUCAGCCCGUUUCUGCAGCUUCCAAACUUCAAAAAAAAACAUCGAGUAAAAUGUUGUUUUGACUGCACGUGUGAUAAUAUUUCAGGCAGCAUUUGAAUAAUUUAUUUUUGCACCUAGUCUUUUAAUACGCGUGUUGACUCCCUAUCAAAGUGAUUUUAAAGCUAUCUCGCAAGUUUUCAUGAAUAUUAUUAAUAAGUAAUCACAUGAUUUUUCUCGUGCAAUUUGGAAUAAACAAGCACUCGCAAAUUGUUCUAAAGACCACAAAUUGCACUCGCCCUACGGGCUCGUCCAAUUUUGUUAGCCUUUGAAAAAAAUUACUCGUGCUUAUUUAUUCCAAAUUGCACUCGAAAUCAUGUGAUUACAUGUACUAAUUGCACCCUUUGUCCCCGCGUGGCUGCUCUGAAGGUGGAGACGGCUUAUAGGCCUUGAACUGAAAUGAAGUUUCAAAAUAAAAGCACUGCAUUUUCAUUAUUGCUUUGGGAAACAUGAAUUCUUUUGCAUAAUAAUAGGCUUUUUAAGUGUCGAAACGGUGUCGAAUGUACUCCAUGCCCAAGGAACCACAACCGCUCAACUGCGAAGCCAUUCCUGUUUUCCUGAUUGUCGCUUGGUAAUUCUCUAAUGAAGAUUGAAUACGAUUAGAAAAAAGGAUUCAAAAAAGUCCAAAAAAAGUUUUCUGAUCCUUCCCAGCCGCCUGGUAUAUAGCCACAGUGUAAAAUAAUAACAAUAAACCCCCAGUGAAUAAUCCUCUCCCAAAAUAACGCAUUAAACAGCUCGGGACGUCGAAAAACAUGACAGAUGUCUAUAGGUUAUCAUUUCGCUUGAACAUUUUGACUCAAAUCUGUGUUUUGAAAUAAAUUGUAGCCGCUGUAAUGUUAAUUUGUAUUUCUUCCAUUGAGUACAAAAGACCGAUUUUCAGAUCUCAAUAAAAACACACGAACAGAGGGUGGUCUGCCUGUGAUAUCAGAGAGAAAUAUUCAUUCUAAAGCAAUAGCCAAUUAAGACGUAAAUGUCACCUCAUAUGCUCAAAAACCCGUUGAAUAUUGGGAAAUGGAGAAAAAUUUGAACACUCAAAGAAACAUUUUUCACCCAAUAAAAAUAACAAAACGCGGCAAAUACGGAAUUUUCUUUCCAAGUGUUAUUUCUGACCUGCCGACAUUUAAAGGUGAAAUUGCAUGUUGAUAUAAGACGUUGAUUGAUGCGAUACCUUCACAUAGAAGGUUCUGUUUUCCUUUAGGAAAACAAUGCUUUUUUUAAAUGGGUAACGCAGAUACAUCGAGUCCGGAUUCAAAAUAUAUUUUAACAGUUUUUGUAUUUUCCAGGAUUUAUGUGAAUACAUUUUAUUUUUCUAGUUAUUUAUUUGAAAGGCGUCCACUUAGACGGUCAGUAUGACUGGCCAACCUAGGCCUUGUCACUUACUGUUUGUCACUAUUGUUUGAUGCUGUUUAUUUGCGUAAUGUCAUCGUUCAUUUCUCCUUCUUUAAUUUCUUCGUUUUUGGAGUGGGGAAACCAGAAAAUGUUACCAUGGACCAGGUGCGUAAUAAGUGGUCUACGGACCGGUCCAAAACAGGGGGUCCAUAGACCCCGGGUCCACGUUUUGUCCUCACCAUGAAAUUGCCCACUUUCUAACUAGUUUCCAGCCCCCCAAGAUUGCCUUGGUUUCUUCCGUCAAAUUUUAAGUUGUUUACCCCAUACGUGUACAGCCGUCGCUUUAAACCGCCUAAGUUUUACUGUUUUUAAGCUUAAAAAGUCCAACGAGCAACAUGCGAGGGCUAUACGAGUAUGGUGCAAAUAAAUCCAACUCAUACCACGUUUACAAGGGUCCGGGAAAAUGUCUGAAUGGAGAAAAAUUUGCACUGAGUCGCCUUCCGCUUACACGGGACCCGUGGAACCGUGCAAGUUUCGGAUGGCAAAGUCUGCACCUAGGUUCCGUGUAAACGAGUUGUAAAAAUUUCGUUCGUUCAAACGUUUGUCUGGACCUUUGUAAAUUGGUUCCCUGACAUAUUUAACGUUACCUUUAUCAAGCUUGUUACUAGACACUAUGAUAUAUUUGACAACACCUUUGCCACACCUUUGAAAUGAACAGUAUAUAACGACACUUUUCUCAAACUUUGACUUUAAUGUCAGACAUAUUUAGCGACACCUAUGAUAGGCUAACAGAGGCUGAUUGUAUAACACCUUUGGCACCUGUCAAAGGCGCGGAGUAAAUGAGUGACAUAUGCGGCCUUCAGCAACUGAAACCCAUGACCAUUAUAUAGCGAGUGUUAAAGGUGUAUACAGGUGUACAAAGGCGGCCUUUAUCACGCUUUUGGAAGUUUCUUUCUGUGUAUCAGGACAGACUCAGCCUCAAUACGUGUCCAAGCCUAACAACCUUUUAAUGCAUUUUUAUCAUUUUUUAGAAUGUUUUGACAGGAAGUAACUAUGAUGAACAGUCCCCUACUGUGGAAGCCACCGUCAGGUUGUGGAAAACUAAACAGUCGGAGCGGAGAGCUACGGUCGCUUCAAAGUCGCCUUUGUCGGAUUUUCCUAAGUACGCAUCAGAGAUAGAACAACAAGCGUUUCGAAAGAUAAAAAAAUGGAAGUAUGACUUUGCCUUGAAACUAAACAACGUUUUAGGAGAGCGAUUUCAGGAGGUUAUUGCUAAACGAGAGAAAGAACUUAAUCGUUCUAAGAAGCCUAGAGUUCUUAAGGUUCCCAUGAACUUAAGUGAUAAAGAAAUGGGACAACUGAGGACUAAUCUACUUUUAGAAUUAAAAAGUAAAUCUUUUGGAGAUCAAAACAUAGCUGAAGUAACCGGCGAUCGCUUUCAGUGCUCUUCCCCUCCUUCACCUCCUCCUAUCCCUCGCAUCAAGCGUCCAAGGAAAGCAAUCUUUGAUCAGGAUCCAGCAGAUUUGAGAGUUCAAAUGAUAAACGAGUUAAAUCGUCGUGUUUCUUGUAUACCAAAUAAGGAGAACAUCUUCAGUUGCUAUAAACCCUCCUCUCUUCUGCCAAAUUCAUCAAAGGUGUCUCUUCAUGUCAAGCCUAAAGGAAUUGCUUACGAACCUAGCAGCAUAGAUUUGAAAGCCUUGGAUUUCGAUAACAUCCACGACCUACUAUGUUGGCAUGAGGCUGAGCGGAAACGCUUGAAAGCUGAGUUAGAUAUGCUACCACAAGCAGAGCAAACUGGAGAACACCAGGUGGGCCAUCUGUGUACAGCAAAUGAUCCCCGACCGUAAGUGAUCCCCAGAGCGAAAAUGAUUCCCAACCACAAAUGAUCCUCGACCGCAAGUGUCUCUGUCUCCAGCAGCAAAGGGAUGAAAAAUGAAUUCACAAUUUUGCGCCGACAGGGUCCUUACCACUAGACGGAACAUUUUCACGAGCUGUAGUUGCUAAGUGUAUUUCCAAAACCAAAAACCUCUACAGAGUGAUAAAUACAGGAGUCAUAUUUCCCUAUUUAUAGGCGUUAAAAUGAAAGACAAGUUUCCUCCUUAACGUCCUUCCUGUCCUAUUUUUUCUCAGCAAUGAAACAUCAAAUGCUUGACUAAAAGAAAGGAGAAAAACAUUGCCAAGGAAACAGUUCGGUUAUUUAUAGUUUACGCGUUGUGCAAGUUCUCAGCACCUUCACCAUCCAUGGGGGGCAGAGGCAUUGAGGGAGGGGUGUGUGAAAAUAACGCUAAUUCUUUCCUGCGUAGAACGGCUAACUUGCUAAUUUUUAUUCAUAAUGGUGGAACUUGAAAAGUUACUAUACAAUCCCCACUUAAAAAUGGUACUCAUUUUCUUUGUUCCGAAAGUUUCUCAAGAGGGUACAAUGUUCAAAUGAGUUUAUAUUAAACUCUCACAUGAGAUGCUAUGUCACGCAAUGGUCAACGACAAGGUUAUGUGGUGGCCUGAAUGUAUACAGCCAUUCCUUCCCCAUAAAAAAAUCGCAUUUAUCAGCCCAGUUAAAAUGGCUUUUCGGCGAUUCUUGUUUUCGAUAACAUGUAUCCUGAAAAUUAUCAGCGUGUGUUUACAAGGGUAAACAUGGAAACACCUGUUGAGAUGACUAAAUGAGUGAUUUUAUUCAUAAUAGCGGUGUCAUUACUGUGGGUAAAAUGUACAGUAGAAACCCAUAACUUGAACUCCCCAUUAACUCGAAUUUCCCUUGAAUUUCACCCUAAUUUCCAGGCAUUUUUUUCCUUAACUUUCGACUUUUCUCUGUGAAGUUUUGGUUGUCCAGUCAGUGUAAAAUAAGAAGAGCAAAAUAAAAAACUUGUUUUCACAUGAAUUUUUGACAAUAACGAGAAAAGUAUAAAAAGUACAGUUCAGAAGUUUCUCAGUUGUUGAAAAUUCAAGAGGUGUUAAGCUUCUUCUCGAAAAAGAUUCUUUAAGCUUUUCCAUAUAUUGACUGAUAAUCGAGCAUCCUAAUUAAAAAUGCAGUACCUGGUCAACAUUAGAAAUUAUAACAAUAGAUGUUUACUCAGCUUGCACAAGAAAAAUAGGAGAUAUUUUCGCUCGUCCUAAUUGUAAUUAGCGUUUGGCCCUAACGGUCUGAUGCCACGACGUCAUUAGCAAGGAGAUUCACUUUUUAUGUCACAUUGUGUUCUCUGUUAUCAUUAAACGAAAAGCAGCAAACAACAAAAUCAUAAAUAAUCAUGAUCAUAUUGGUAAAAUUUCUCUGGAACCAGAAAAGAGUUCUUAACAAGCCCUAUACGCCUGGCCGUGUUAAAUCUGGGCCUUAUAUUAGCAAAAGAGGUAAAAAUAACUGGGGGCUAAAAUUAACUUCUUUUUAACCAUGCGUCUUUUGUUUCAAUUUGGUGGUGUGGGCGUGGAUCACUUGUAGUACAACAUAGCAGCGGGUGGCUGCAAGUGCGAUCUUUUUGGCCAUUGCCCGUAAAAGAGUUUUUUUCGAGUACAGUGCUAUGUACGAAGUUUUCGCUUCUUGCGCGAUUAGCUAUCACACACUUUUUUUUUUUAAUAUAUAUAUAUAUAUAUAUAUAUAUAACCAUUUUUUUAUAUCGUGGAGCCCUGUUUUGAAGUUGCUGUUGCCGGACUGGUGUCACAAAAGAAAAGUAAAAUUGUGAAACUAAUUUUUAUAUGGCAUCCAUUUUAGUGGGAACUGCCUGGGAUACAUUGUAUUGGGGUUCCCUAGAUACAUUCAUAGUUCUUGCCCUUUUGACUGUAAUGACGCAGAAAGGCCAAACACUAUAAAAUCAUGUUAAGACCUUCAGUAUAUUUAGGCUGGAAGGUUGUUUUACUUGGCACCUUUCUCUUAAUUUUUUGAAAAAGUAGGCGUCGAAAGUGAAUUGCCUGACAUGAAGUCAUCGCAUCAGACCAUUCUGUGUUUCAGUCAUGAACUUUAUCACAUUUAGGACCAAAAGUUAUUUCAGUCAGAUGUAGGACCUUUAUUACAUUUAGGGCCAACAGUUAUUACACUUAGGACCUUUAUGACAUUUAGGGCCAAAAGUUAUUACACUUGGGACCUUUAUUACAUUUAGGGGCAAGAGUUAUUACACUUAGGACCUUUAUUACAUUUCGGGAGGACAUUUAUUAUAUUUGAUGCCUCACCCUCCAGUUACGCCUUGUUUCCCUGAUGACAGAAGGGCCGAUGAACUGAAAUUACCACUUCCUUUUAGAUGUUGAUUGAUAAGGAAGGUGCCAAAAGAGUUCUACAAUCAAUUAUGACGAUUAUGGAGGACAUUUUCAGAGGAACGAUGAAGCGAUUCAUUGGUUCAGAAAAAACAACCCGUCUUGUCACCAACAAAGACGAGAAAGGU
This is a messenger RNA of Porites lobata, 10182 nucleotides long. NCBI's taxonomy places the organism in Eukaryota, Metazoa, Cnidaria, Anthozoa, Scleractinia, Poritidae. The record is from the annotation of a GenBank genome assembly.